Molecule: messenger RNA, 2523 nt
Organism: Echinops telfairi (small Madagascar hedgehog)
Lineage: Eukaryota; Metazoa; Chordata; Mammalia; Afrosoricida; Tenrecidae
Gene: SUSD1
Product: sushi domain containing 1
Exons: 14
Coding region: 1-1917 (638 amino acids)
Molecular function (GO): calcium ion binding
Source: RefSeq, a predicted model, not a curated record
AUGUAUGAUUCAAUUUCAGACUUCUGUGCCACUUGCCAUAAACAUGCCACCUGCCAGCAAAGUGGAGAGAAAAAGUUCUGUCUUUGCAACUACGGAUUUAUGGGCAACGGGAGGACCCACUGUGUGGAUAAAAACGAGUGCCUGUUUGGAGACAGUGUGAUCUGUGGGAACCACACGACUUGCCACAACAUACCUGGAGGCUUCUAUUGCGUUUGUCUCGAAGGCUAUCGAGCCACAAACAACAAUAAGACGUUCAUUCCCAAUGAUGGCACCUUUUGUACAGAAAUAGACUGUGGCACUCCUCCUGAGGUCCCACAUGGCUAUAUCAUAGGAAAUUAUACAUCCAGGCUGGGCAGCCAGGUGCAUUAUGUUUGCAAAGAAGGAUUUUUCAGUCAUCCGGAAGCUGCCAUUUCAACCUGCACAGCGUUGGGCACCUGGGAGUCUCCAAGAUUAUAUUGCCAAGAGAUCAACUGUGGCCGCCCUCCGGCAGUGCCACACGCAGUCCUGGAGAGGAAGACGGGCUCAGGCCUGGGCAGCGUGGCUCACUACGCGUGUCAGGAGGGCUUCGAGAGCCCUGGCGGGGAGGUCACCUCCGUGUGCACAGAGAAGGGCAUCUGGACAGAGAGUGCUUGGACCUGCACAGAAAUAAUACUGGAAAUUAGUGAUGCAUCAGUGUUUAAUAGCACCUGUGUGAGGUGGAAAAUAACCCCAGGCAGAAUGCAUGCCCAGAUUGCAUAUACAUUGUCAGAGUUUCAGCUGGGCUUAGCCAUGACCAUGAUUUGUGAAGGUGGUGGAACCUUUCAAUAUGUUCUCUCUUAUCUUUCAGAAAAUGAUAUCUUAGAAGAUGAUGGCGUUUUCAAUAUUUCAAUAUUUAAUGACACGUGUUUGAAAUUGAAGAGCCAUUCUAGGAAAGUUGGAUCAGAACAAAUGUACCAAUUUAAAGUUCUGGGUCAAAGGUGGUAUCUGAACAAUGCUUAUCAUGCAACAUCAUUUAACUUCACUACAAGAGAAGAAAUGUCGGCAGUGUGCUUGGAUCUGUCCCCAGCAAUGGAUUACACCGUGAAUAUCACCCUGCUGACAUCCCCCUGGCGACACUCAGUGCAAAUCAGGACAAGCACCCCACCAGGCGGGAAAUUGGAAAUCACCAGAAUUGAAAUGGAGUACGUGAAGGUCACUAUCCUAGGCACUCAAGAGCUGAAAUGGACUGGUAAUAGACUGUUCCACAUUCAGGGCCAGAGAUGGUAUCAGAAGGAAUUUGCUCAGGAAAUGGUCUUUAAUGUCACUACCAGCAGCCAGGCGCCCGAGGUGUGCUUGGACCUGCAUCCGGGGACCAACUACAGCAUCAGCGUCCUGGCUGCAUCUUCUCGACUUCCUGUGGCGGUCUCCCUGACAACCCCGAUCACAGGAUUUGAUCUCAAAGACAGAGUUUUUCUUUCUCGUGUGUACUCUGUAUCGAGGUCCCCGACAAAAGGAACGAAUCCAUCCACACAAGUGAGUGACCCGACACUUCUUUGUCCUUCUAGUUCCUAUCAGGUGAUCGUGCUUCCCCUGGCGCGGCAAAGCACAUUUCCGUGUGAUUCCAAAAGGGCUGCCUCGUUCUUCGGCAAUGCCACUGAGGCCGACGGAUACGUGGCUGCAGAACUCUUGCCCGGAGAUGUUGCCGGGGAGGCUGUGGACAUCGCCAUUGGAGACAGGCUCUACUAUGGGAAAUAUUAUAAUGCACCCCUGAAGAUGGGGCACGAUUACUGCAUUGUGCUCCGCAUCACAAGUGAAUGGAAUAAGAUGAGAAGAUAUUCCUGUGCAGUUUGGGCUCAGGUGAAAGAUGCGUCCCUCACGCUGCAGCAGAUGGUGGGUGUUGGACUGGGCUCCGUGGCUGCUGUGAUCAUUCUGGCAUCCCUGUCCUUCGCAGCAGCGUGAUGGCAGCUUGGUGCUGCGUGGGAAGAUGUCCUGCUGCUGCGACAGAUGUUCUGACAGCUUCUGGAUGCCUACACAGAGACCUUUGUGGCUUCCGUCCCAAACUGAGUCAGCCUGCAACUUUCUCCACUCCCAUCUUGGCCCCAUUCCUGGAUUCCACACGUGGCCACCUCUCUAGGCGCUCCUGAAAAGAGCAAACUGGGAGAUUGCCGAGGGCUCCCCUGUUGUGGGACUUGUUCUGUGUCUGAGACCUGGAGACCCUUGAGGUACAGUACGACACUGACCACAGUCUGCAGGUCCCGGAGGGCUGUGCUGUGUUCCUGAGUGAUGUCCGAGAGUCAGUUCCCCAAUCACUGAACGCAAGGGAGUCUCUGUGUCUUCCCUGCACGACUCCAGAUCCCGUUGGAUCAUAACGUGCUGUGAGGUGGACGUCGGCCUGGGUGGGAACUUCACUCUGUGAAGAAGGGCACCUGAGAAAAGACAGAGAACUCUGACAAGAGCAAGCAUUUCAAGUACCUUAGACGUCGCCGUUCCCUUCCGAUUAAUUGACGUAGUACAUAGACAAGUGCAUCCGCCUGGCUAUGGCAAUAAAGUCUCUGUAAUCUGUCA